Globicephala melas (long-finned pilot whale) is the source of this 7508-nucleotide messenger RNA. It is a transcript of the gene EMB, whose product is annotated as embigin. Gene Ontology annotation, molecular function: cell-cell adhesion mediator activity. Gene Ontology annotation, cellular component: plasma membrane; axon. Lineage: Eukaryota; Metazoa; Chordata; Mammalia; Artiodactyla; Delphinidae. The record is from RefSeq and is a predicted model, not a curated record. Gene Ontology annotation, biological process: homophilic cell-cell adhesion; axon guidance; dendrite self-avoidance.
CGCAGCUCUGGGUGUGCUGCUGGCGCGGUCAGAGUGUCUCAGGGGAGGAGGGCAGGGCGGCCGGCCCCUCCCACUCCUCCUUUUCUCGAGUGUCCUGCCCCCGGGCCUGGCAGCGGGUGCCGGGCCGCCGGCGAGUGUGCGCUGCGACUCCGGGGACCGACGGCGGUGGGUGCGCGAGGACCGCGGCGGACCUGCUGGCGCCAUGCGCUCCCUCCCCAGUUUGCGGGGGCCCCGGGCGCCGCCCCUGCCGCUGCUCCUCCUGUGCCUCCUCGCCCCGGUGCGCCGGAGCUCGGAGGACGGCCGUACCCCAGCUGCAUCUUUCACAAGCCUACCUGUCCGGGAAGAAAUGAUGGCAAAAUACUCUAACCUUUCCUUGGAGAGUCAUAACAUAUCACUGACUGAACAUUCCAAUAUGCCAGUCGAAAAAAAUAUCACUUUAGAAAGACCUUCUAAUAUAGAACUCACAUGCCAGUUCAUGACAUCUGGAGAUCUGAAUUCAGUAAAUGUGACUUGGAAAAAAGGUGAUGAACUACUUGAGAAUAACUAUCUCAUCAAUGCAACAGGAAGCAUCCUGUAUACCCAAUACAUGUUCACCAUCGUUAAUAGCGAACAAAUGGGAAGUUAUUCUUGUUUCUUUGAGGAGAAAAAGGAACAAAGGGGCACAUUUAAUUUCAAAGUCCCUGAACUUCAUGAAAAAAAGAAACCGUUGAUCACUUAUGUAGGGGAUUCAGUUGUCUUGAUGUGUAAAUGUCAAGACUGUUUUCCUUUAAAUUGGACCUGGUACCGUAGUAAUGGGAGUGUACAGGUUCCUGUUGGUGUUCCAAUGAACAAUAAGUAUGUGAUCAAUGGAAAAAAUGCUAAUGAAACAAGGCUCAAGAUAAUGCAACUUUCAGAGGAAGAUCAGGGAUCUUACUGGUGCCAUGCAAUAUUCCAAUUAGGCGAGAGUGAAGAACACGUUGAACUUGUCGUGCUGAGUUAUUGGGUGCCUCUCAAAGCAUUUCUUGGAAUAGCUGUUGAGGUGGUUCUUUUAGUGGCUAUUAUUCUGCUUUUUGAAAUGUACACCCAAAAGAAAAAGAAGCACUCAGAUGAUGGGAAGGAAUUUGAACAAAUUGAACAGCUGAAAUCAGAUGAUAGCAAUGGUAUAGAAAAUAAUGCCCCCAGGCACAGAAAAAAUGAAUCUGUGGGCCAGUGAAUGAGAAACAUCAUGUCAAGAGUCACAGGAAGAUGUCAAAGAGUUUGGAUUUCAGCUUUGUUUCUGCUUCCUGUUAAGAACACAUGAAUUUUUAUUUUUAAAAGGAUGAAAAGUUUGUGCAAGAUGCUCAGCAGUAGCUUUGUAAAUAAUAUAUGCUAUUUCGGAUCUAAAGAUAUAUUUUCAUUCUAUUAUUAUUUUACAUUAAAGCAAGGUAAAUUGUAUUAAGUAUGUUCUAUGAGCUGUAACCCAGGACAAUUAAUUUCAUUCUAGUCCUCAAGUGACACACAGAACAGACACCAGCAAAACCAAAUAAUACACAGAGCGAAUGUCACUCAAGACCUGUUUAUAACCAAAGAAUUCAUUAAAGACAAACCCUUUGCCAUUUGUCUUAAAAAGCUUUUUUCCCCAAUCAUGUUUACUAGAUGUAGAAGUAUUUGUAAUAAUUUUCAUGUAAAGUUCAUCCUUCAGUCAUAUUGAAAAAAAGUGUCCUCAAGGGGAAAUUAGCACUUUCUACCUUUGUUAAUGAUGGUUACUGUACAAUGUCCAUAAGAAAAACAUACUUUUCUUACAAAAAUAUUGGUUUAAGGCAAGGAAAUAAAACCAUACACUUGCCCCAAAUCUCCAUCACCACGAAAGCAGAUUUCCUAAUCUCAUUCCACUCAUCGCCACUGUUUUCCCACACCAGGCUAAAGUGAUAUUUAGUCUUUAUGGAGAACGUUUUUUUAUUUUUUUUCUUUGUGGUACGUGGGCCUCUCACCGCCGUGGCCUCUCCCGUUGCGGAGCACAGGCUCCGGACGCACAGGCUCAGCGGCCGUGGCUCACGGGCCCAGCCGCUCCACGGCAUGUGGGAUCCUCCUGGACCGGGGCACGAACCUGCGUCCCCUGCAUCGGCAGGCGGACCCUCAACCACUGCGCCACCAGGGAAGCCCCCUGGAGAACAUUUUUUUAAAGCUAUGGGUUUUGGAUUUCUUAAAUGACAGCUGGUGUUGAUGUUGUAGGGUACAGGUUCACAUAGACGGGGUGUAGCACUGCUACUGACAUGCUUCCGUGCUUCAUGAUUUCCUGGUAUCCAUGGCUGGCUAAAUAUCUAAAAAUGAAUUAUUACUGGUUUAUAAUACUAAUCCUUUGUCUGAAAUCAAGAAGUACUAAAGCAGUUCUAUGUUGCUGCCAGUAACUUAGACUUUUCUUUAAAAUAGAAUACUUUGUUUCUAUUGCAUAUAUAACUGAACUAUUUUAUAAAAAUCACUAUAAGUCCAAUGAAAUCUGAAUAGACAUGAAAAGUUGUUAAUGGUUUUAAAUGUAACAUUAACAUCAUAUGGCAGGAUACUAGGUUAGGUUAAAGACAGCGAUGUGAAACCUGCUGGGGGGCCCUUGGUUCUGAUGUCCCCCUGCUCACAGUGCAGCAGGGUUCCGAACAAUCACAGGCAAAGAGGGAAGGAUUUGGGAUGGGGGCAAAGAACCCAUGAUCUUGGUGACUAGGGGAUUAAAGCUUGAAAAAGAGGUGUUCAAUUAUUUGAAAAAAAUACUUUUUAGACAUUUAUAUGAUGUUCUGGUUGAGAAAAUUAUCAUAAAAUUCAGGUAGUGAAAAAUUAUACUUUAUAUGGCAUCUUAACUAAUGAUGAAAAUAUUACUAGUAUAAAUAAUACACAUAAAGUGUCACUUGGAAGCUACUCAUUUUGUUGCAGCAGUGCUUUGUGUAAAGAUGUUAACUGUUGACACAAGUUUUGUUGAAUAGACUACAUCAUUUAAUUAAUGGCAAGUUUCAUCUUAUUCUUGUUUUAGAGCAAUAAGCCAGGCAUUUGUUUUGGUUUAAUUAAUUAUUAAUUUGAUAAAAUGAUCUUGGGUGGUAUCUAUAUGAUGGCAGACAACCAAGCAGUUCACUUAUUAAUCUAAACAAUUUGAAUUCAGUGAAAAAUUAUUCAGACCUGCUAUUUGACUAAGUCCAAUUCAAAACAAUGUAUUUGUGACUGGACAUAUACAAAUCCCCAAUUUGUAGCUCAUAUGCAGUACACAUUCUUCUCUUGUGCCACCACAAAAUGGUUCUCAAGCAAGAAAAAUUGCUACCCCAAUGUAAAAUAAUCUGAAAUAUUUAUGUAGUAAAUUGAAUUUUUAAGUGUUAAUGCUUGCUAUUUUUCCUAGCAAAGACAAUUCUCUUCAGUAACUUUAAGCAGAAAAGGUACUCAGAAAAUUAAAGUUGAAUUUUGGCUUUUCAGAGUCUCUCUGGAGAACUUCCAGAAAAUUAUUCCACCACUGUUAGGUUAAAAAUGGAAUGCUUCCAUUAACUAACCUCACGGAGAUGAAUGGAUUAACUAAAAAUGACCAAUUGUAAAUUGAAAUGACCAACUGAAAAUACUAAGCAAGCAGAAAAGCUGAAGUAGGAAAACUACUCCACGUUUAUAUAUUAGACACCUUGGGAAAUUCUAUCAGUCUUUCUAGCCAACAGAGUUUUGCAGCAUAAUAAGUAGAUUUAAUGAUGUCUUAAAAUUCCCAGAUUUUUCAUAUUCAGUUUAUGCUCUAAUGUAAAUCUUCUCUUUGCAGUCUUUCCCUUUUUUCUCAGCAUCUAGUUACCCAGGCCAAAACCUAGAGCUCACUGUGCUAUUUUCUUCUCUAUUAACUAAUGUUUAUUAGUAAUGAGUCUCUAUUCCUUUGGCCUUUUUAAUAGCUCAUUAAUCCACUCACUGCUUCCCCUACCCCAUGCUCGCCAGCUGCAACAGCUAAGGUCUUGAUUUUCCUACCUCAGUCUCAUCUUCGGUUAAUCAUGUUUUGCAUUGCUGCUGGGCCAUAUUUCUGAAACACAAAUCUCACUAUGUAGCUUAAUGUGGCAGCUUCCAUGACAAAGCUCUACAGGCUCACCUUUCCCAUAUCUUAGUAUUGCAGUUUUCCAAAUUGUGAAUCCUUUCCCACUGUCUUGAUUUAGCCUUGACAUAGAGAGUCUGUCCAGAAUGCUGCCCCCUGUGCUCCUCCCUUUUGAUGAACUCAAGUUCAGCUUUCAAGACUUUAAUCUGAUGUUACUUCCUGGCAGAUCCCUCAUACCCAGCUGAGUAUGUGCCAUCUUAUGGGCUCAAAUAACUCCAUGUUUCUUUGUGCUUAUUACCCUGUAUUAUAAAUAUGCACUUAUAUGUCUCCUUCCUGGAUUCUGCUUUUAUUUCUGUAUCCCAUACCUACCACAGAGAGGGUACAUUGGAGAUGCCAUGAAGUGUGUGGUGCAUGGAUAAAUGUACAGGUAAACAUCAAAUUUCAUAAAGUUAUACUUAUUUUUAGAAGAAAAAUCUAAAUUAUGACUUCAGAAUUGAAACAACAUACUUUAACAGAGAUAAACAAGCCUUUAAAACUUCAUUGUUUGCUUCUACUUCUUUGAAAAACAGUAAUAAUAGAAUAAAAAGUCCUGUCAGAUUUUAAUAAUGUGUAAUAAUCAAAUGAGCAAAGGGAGUUCUGAUUCCUAAACUAUUAUACAGGGUAUGUUGCUUUCAACUUAUCUAAAUUCCUAUUGGGACUUCCCUGGCAGUCCAGAGGUUAAGACUUCGCCUUCCAAUGGAGGGGGUGCGGGUUUGAUCCCUGGUCAGGAAGCUAAGAUCCAUAUGCCUCCCGGCCAAAAAACCAAAACAUAAAACAGAAGCAAUAUUGUAACAAAUUCAAUAAAGACUUAAAAAAUGGUCCACAUCAAAAAAACUUAAAAAAAAAAGUUCCUAUUGUCCUUUAUUUUUCAUAGGCAGUGCAAAUGUUAACCUUAUUUUUAUCCUUUAUUUUAUUUUUAUUUAUUUAUUUAUUAUUAUUUUUUUUUUGCCGUACGCGGGUCUCUCACUGCUGUGGCCUCCCCCGCCGCGGAGCACAGGCUCUGGACAUGCAGGCCCAGCAGCCAUGGCUCAUGGGCCCAGCCGCUCCAUGUCAUGUAGGAUCCUCCCGGACCGGGGCACGAACUUGUGUCCCCUGUAUCGGCAGACGGACUCCCAACCACUGCGCCACCAGGGAAGCCCAAUCCUUUAUUUUAAUAAUACAGUGUAUUGACUUUAUAUAAAGAAUUUUAGUAAUUGUAGUUCUUUGCAUGGUACUGUAGAUAUUAGUGUCCACUCCACUAAUUUUCUCUUUCCUCCUCCCUGCCAAUACCUCAAGAAUAUCUCAGAGUACCUCAAGAGUACCUCAGAAUAUCUCAGAAUCCAAUUCAAAAUUUGUAUUAAAUAUAUUUUUUAGAAAGCUUUCGUUGGUUAGUUUUGGUCACUGAAAGUUUGUCGUUAAUUAAAUUCAUCAAAAGAAAAAGAAUGUCAGUUCUGCUCACUUAUUCCCUGGGUUUUCAUCUUUGAGGCAUUUAAAUAGAUUUGUGCAAAUUAUUUACUGAAUAUCUACUUCUUUAUAGAAAAUGAAUCUUCUCUAACUGAACAAGUUAUGCAAUGAAUUAGGGACUUGCUUCCCGUUAGCAUGUUUAGGUGGCAGCAAGUUCAAGUGUGUGUUCCAGUAUUAAUUAAAAGGCACACUGACCUAUUAUAGCUUUCUCUGAAUUUAUAUUUAUCGACUGACUGAAAAAUAGAUGAAUGACUCAAUUAUUUUGGAAUCUUAAAUUAUACAUGUUUAUGUACUAUCUACUUUGAUUUUGAUUAAUUGCGAAUUUAUCUUCUCUAGCAUAGAUAAAAAGAAAACUGGAACUAUCUAUGUGCAUUUUUUUCACGUGAUAUUUAGGAAUGUAUUUGCAGUAUACCUGAAAGGUCAGUUACAUGCUCAGUUUAUCAGCUGAGUUCUUUAUUGAGGGUAUAUCAUAUUAUUAAAUAGUAAUAAACACAUUUGUUGAGUGCUUAGCAUGUGACAAGUACUGUGCUAAAUACUUUGAAAUGUGUUAUCUCAUUUAAUUUCCACAUCAUCUUAUGCUACAGAAACUAUUAACUACUUUUUUAUAGAUGAGGAAACUGAAGCUUGAGAGAUUAGGUAUUUGGAUCUGGGAUUGAAAUCCAAGGAGUCCUCCUCAAGAGUCUAGGUUUAACUACGUUGAACAGCUUUGGCCUGCUACUUAGGUGCUUCUUAGAAAAAUGAGGCUAUUAUCUAUUAACUGUCUUUCUUUAAAAAAAAUUUCACUCCUUUUGAUGGUCAGUUAAAUAAUAAGUUCCAUAAUUUUAUUCUUAAGGCUUACAGAACCUAUUCUGUGGCAUACUUGUGUUCCUGCAGUGGUGCUGGGGAAUCAAUAUACUUCUGUUUGAGAGUCUUCACUGUUUUCUCAAUAACUAGUGUGACCAUAAAAUUUAUCAUCCAAACACUGAGAAUGAAAUAAAGUGCUAUUUGUAAUUUUACCAGGACAAACAGAAAACAGACUGUAAGUCACAUUUUUAGCCUGUAGGUAGGAGCUAAGUACUUUAUGGAUGAUCUAGCCUAGGCAAAGCAGUAAUGUCUGCAAUUUUGAGUAAUAAACGCUUUGAAAUUUACCUCCAAGGAAUGACCUAUCUUUAGCAAAUGCCAGGUGAGUUUCACUAUAGAGAUGUGCCUAUAAUGAGACAAUUUAGUAAGCUUAAAGAUUUAUUACUUUUCAAAAGUAGUAUGAUUAAACUGUAUCAGCAUUUGAAAAUGUGAUUCACAAGUUGUAAGAGAAGCUGGGAAAGAAAGUCCUGUUUUUGAUGGCCUGUGAAACGAACUAGACAAUUCUUUGGACUUGCUUACCUUCAUGAUUAAUGUGUCAUAAUGAUAAUAUCUAUAUAAUUUUCAAUAAAUCAGGAAUGCCUGAUUAUGCCCUUAUAAUGAAAUUUACUUAUGAAAUCAGUGAACAUCACUCAUGACUAACAUUGUCAAAAUUACUUUUAAUCACAUGAUUAACCUGUAACAUUUAUAUUUCAUUAUUUCUCAUGUCCCAAAUGGGAGAAUGCUAGUGAAACUUGUUUAGGAUAUUGGUUAAAGUCUAUAUAUUAUUUUGGUGUGUUAUCUAUUAAGAACUUUUGCUUAUAAAAAUUGAUUUUGCUAUUUAAUUUGUAAUUUACCUCAGAAAAUAAUUAGCACAAAUUCUUAUUUUUCUAAAGUUUAUUUGAUAAACAAAUGAAAAUAUUAGACUUAUUACAUAUAUAAUUAACUAUAAUGCUAUGUAAUGGUUUAAAAAUACCACAAAAUAUGAUGACAUGAACUGCUUUUGUGUCUCUUAAGAUAGAAAUUUGACCAUAAACUUUACUUUUUUUUUUUUAAAUCAAGGACCAUGGGUUUAUUAUGACAUAUUUCCUAGUAGUUGUAAUGUUUUUUUUAGCAUGUGUGUCUAAAUUCUCAUUAAUGUCUUUCUGUAUUUAUGUAAACAGCACAGAAAAUGUUUGUAUUAGAAUGUUUAAAAAUGUUUUUGUUGCAUUAACUCAAAGGA